CUUAAUCAAAAUAAAAAUAAUAAACAUAACCUACAGGAUAUAUAUGUGCUCCGUUCCCUUCUUCGAGGAUUGCGCCGGCAAUUUUGAUUCUUCAUCUUCUUCAAUAUAUAAACGACGGCACAAUCAACCGGCGGUAAUGAUGAUUGGCGGCAAUCGGCGAUGGGAGCGAUGACCAAAAAAAAGGUCCAGGCCCUAAGAUUCCUGUCGAGUUUGGACUCCGGUAGCUAUCUUGAUCAAGGGGUCAGCCGGGAACCCCAAAUAAACCUUCAUAUACUCCUUCUCCACCAAUUUCGAAUUCCUCAAGCCCUAAAAGAUAUCCGGAAUCUCUCGAUAAGCUUCUUCUUUCCUUUUCAUUCAUUCACAGAUCGGGGAUUGCGAUUUCCAGAUGGGGAUCAUAAGGAGCUCUUUCAAUUUCCUGUUCGGGACGGCGGUGGGGGUUUACAUCGCCCAGAACUACAACGUCCCCGACCUCAACAAGUUCUACCGGACCGGCGUCGUCAUCGCCAAGCAGUGGGAGGAGAAUUACCGGAAGCCGAAGAAACCCGAAGGAGAUCAGUAGUUAGUAUGUGCCUUUUCUUUUUUUUCCCUGCGAUUUUCGGUUUUUCCUGAGCCGAUUGGCGGUGAGGAAUUUGUUGGAUCUCUUAGUGUUUCAAGUCACGAAUGAUAUUAUCAAUGCAGAUUGAAGGUUACUGA
Cuscuta campestris is the source of this 693-nucleotide messenger RNA. The record is from the annotation of a GenBank genome assembly. NCBI's taxonomy places the organism in Eukaryota, Viridiplantae, Streptophyta, Magnoliopsida, Solanales, Convolvulaceae.